This is a messenger RNA of Fraxinus pennsylvanica, 855 nucleotides long. The record is from the annotation of a GenBank genome assembly. NCBI's taxonomy places the organism in Eukaryota, Viridiplantae, Streptophyta, Magnoliopsida, Lamiales, Oleaceae.
AUGGAGAAAAAUCCUGGAGUUGUGAAAAGGGAGGAUCAAAUGGAAUUACCUCCUGGAUUUAGAUUUCACCCCAUAGAUGAAGAACUGAUCACUCAUUAUUUAUCAAAGAAAGUUCUUGAUAACAAUUUCUCUGCUAUAGCCAUAACAGAGGUGGAUAUGAACAAGAUCGAGCCAUGGGAUUUGCCACGGAGAGCAAAAAUGGGAGAAAAAGAAUGGUACUUUUUCUGUGUAAGAGACAAGAAGUAUCCCACUGGUCUUAGGACAAACAGGGCUACUGCUGCUGGUUAUUGGAAAGCCACUGGAAAAGAUAAAGAAAUAUUCAGAGAAAAAAUUCUUGUUGGAAUGAAGAAAACCUUGGUUUUCUACAAGGGGAGAGCUCCAAAUGGCGAAAAAUCGAAUUGGAUUGCUCAUGAGUACAGACUAGAGGGGAAAUUCUCUAUCCACAACCUCCCAAAACCACCCAAGAAUGAUUGGGUGAUUUGCAGAGUAUUUCACAAAUGCUCAAGUGUGAAAAGGGAUGCAUUUAAUGAGUUGGCUCCUUCAACUCUUCCAUCUUUAAUGGACUCAUCGCCAUUUGUAUCUGAAUCCAGUCACGUGCACUGCUUCUCCAAGCCAGUCGUUGCUGAAAUGAAUCGAGAAGAUGUGGUUCCUUGUUUCAACGACGUUUUACACCCUUCCUCUGCUAAUCCAAUGGAUACUUUUCCCAACUCCAAAAAUCAGAAAGAAAUGGUCAGCGUCUCACAAGAGUCUGGCACAUGCACUGAUAUCAACACUGAAAUUUCUUCUGUUGUAUCUAAUCAUGAUGGUGGAAGGCUUAAAGAUCUGCAGAAUUUGGGCUGCGUUUGGAGUUACUGA